GUAUGCCAAAGCAAAAGUAUCGAACCAGGCUUAGUGUAGCGGGUCCCAUGUCACUUUUACAUAGCAACAAGCUGACAUCAAGCUCUUACAAUACCCUCGAAUUCACCUUUUUUGUUUCUCCAUAUGCUUAUAAUGUUCCAUUGCAAUUCUUGUAAGCAUUCUUGGUUGUUGCUUUGACUGUUCCAGUUCCAGUGACACUCUUGCAGCAAAGCAAAGGCUCAGCAAUGGUGGAUUGGGCGCCUAUUGUGAUAGGGCUAUUGCUCUUCAUACUUCUCUCACCUGGCCUCCUCUUCCAGCUUCCAGGAAACACCCGGACUGUGGAAUUUGGCAACUUCAAAACCAACGGGAAAGCAAUUGUGAUCCACACCAUCCUCUUUUUUGGGCUCUUCACUAUCCUCAUUUUGGCAGUCGGCAUCCGCAUCUACACUGGCUAAUUUUUGUACGCAGAAACAGAAGGGAUCAUCCAAUGAGACCUGGUUGGCACUAAAUUUUAACUUUUUUUUUUUUAUUCUUUUCUAUUUAGUUUGGUUGUGUUUUCUAUGUGAUUUCAUCAUCUCUCCCCUGUAGAAACUGCAUAGUAAUUCUUUGCUCUGUUUUUCAUUGUGUGAGGCUUUUGUUUUUUUGCGGUUGACUGGUCGUGUCAUUUCUUGAUGGUUGACUCCAAAUUAAGGUAUUUUGUCAUAGUCAUGCUACAUUUCUCUCCUUCUUUCUUUUUUUCAAUUUGUGAAAGUUGCCAUUUGUGGCAAUCGAAAUUGACAGGGGUUGCAGAUGAAAUUGGGAUUUAAUUAUCAGUUACUAAGUCUGCAAUAAAGCUGCAAAUA
Theobroma cacao (cacao) is the source of this 821-nucleotide messenger RNA. RefSeq lists its product as uncharacterized. The record is from RefSeq and is a predicted model, not a curated record. Lineage: Eukaryota; Viridiplantae; Streptophyta; Magnoliopsida; Malvales; Malvaceae.